This is a messenger RNA of Gadus macrocephalus (Pacific cod), 1074 nucleotides long. It is a transcript of the gene pkig, whose product is annotated as protein kinase (cAMP-dependent, catalytic) inhibitor gamma. Bases 233 to 472 code for a protein of 79 amino acids. The record is from RefSeq and is a predicted model, not a curated record. Lineage: Eukaryota; Metazoa; Chordata; Actinopteri; Gadiformes; Gadidae. Gene Ontology annotation, biological process: negative regulation of cAMP-dependent protein kinase activity. The transcript has 3 exons. Gene Ontology annotation, molecular function: cAMP-dependent protein kinase inhibitor activity. Gene Ontology annotation, cellular component: cytoplasm; nucleus.
AUUUUGGAAACAGCUGUUUGAAGACGUCACCUCUGCUGAGCUCGGCGGGGAGCCUUCAGCGGGCUGAAGACCUGCUGGUGGAGCUGAAGUCCUCCUGGUGGAGCAGUCUUGUGUCUCGUUAGCGGCGGAUCUGGAAAACAAAGGGAGCCAUUAAUGCCAUUUGGACAUUGUAACAGGUGGAUAACAAGAUCCUUCCGAAUUAAGGUGUUAUGAGAGCGCUGGUCAUGGCCAGAUGAUGGACGUGGAGACGUCUUACUCAGACUUCAUCACCUGCGAUCGCACCGGCCGCAGGAACGCCGUGCCUGACAUCGCAGGGGAGGGCGGGGCUGCAGCCGGCAGCACUAGCGAACUGACCAAAGACAUGGCCCACAUGGACCUAAAGAACCCUGAAGGCGCCGUGGGGCCCCCCCCUGCACCACAGGGAGAAGGCUCCCCCAGCCAGAAGGCCCAAGAACCCACGGGGCCCACCUGAGGCCCUCCAUGGCCGUCGGGAGGGGGCGCAGAGAAGGAGAGGGACAUGGCACGACCCAAGGACAGAGACUCUUUACUACUCACCGUCCACCGGCUUGUGCAGCGAGCGUGUGUGUGUGUGUGUGUGUGUGUGUGUGUGUGUGUGUGUGUGUGUGUGUGUGUGUGUGUGUGUGUGUGUGUGUGUGUGUGUGUGUGUGUGUGUGUGUGUGUGUGUGUGUGUGUGUGUGGAGAGACACUUGCCAGGUAUUUUUGACUCCUGCAGUGAGGUUAUAACGUGGAUGGCCGUUUAGGAGAAAGCACAGGAACUUAUCAGACUUUAAGACCUGUGUGUGUGCCCAGAGUGAUAUUUAUGACAACACUUUAAAAGGUCCAAGCAGCCUCUGUGGAUCAUGAACGUCAUAACCUCCAUCAUAUUAUUACUCAAUGUUUGUUGUUUUAGUUAAGUUGUGUUCUUGUACAAUUGUAAUCAUUUUUCUCUCAGUAAGCAUAACACUUAACAUUGUACUGUACCAUACCACGUUCAUAUUUAUUGCAAGAUGUUCAGCGAUAUCUUUGUAAUAGGAUUUUUCUUUGUCAAAUAAAAUAAUAAACCCAAAUGUAUAA